Messenger RNA from Camellia sinensis, 1269 nucleotides. Lineage: Eukaryota; Viridiplantae; Streptophyta; Magnoliopsida; Ericales; Theaceae. The record is from RefSeq and is a predicted model, not a curated record.
AUGGCGAUUCGGUGUUUUGAAUUCGCCGUGCAACGAGAGAGAAGGCGAAACGAGCAGGGUAAGCUUGCGAGUGCUAUGAUUAGUGUUCUUGGCAGAUUGGGGAAAGUUGAUUUGGCAAAGAAAGUGUUCGAUACAGCGGUUAAAGAGGGGUAUGGGAACACAGUCUAUGCUUAUUCGGCUUUAAUUAGUGCUUAUGCGAAGAGUGGCUUUUGUGAUGAAGCCAUUAAGGUCUUUGAAACCAUGAAAACUUGUGGUUUGAAGCCCAAUUUGGUGACCUACAAUGCGUUAAUUGAUGCUUGUGGAAAAGGGGGUGCAGAUUUCACACGGGCAUCUGUGAUUUUCGAUGAAAUGUUAAGAAAUGGGGUGCAGCCUGAUCGAAUUACGUUUAAUUCGCUUCUUGCUGUUUGUAGUGGUGCAGGUUUGUGGGAGACUGGGAGGAACUUGUUUGGUGAGAUGGUUUAUAGAGGGAUUGAUCAGGAUAUUUAUACUUACAAUACUCUUCUCGAUGCUGCUUGCAAUGGUGGGCACAUGGAUGCAGCUUUUGAUAUAAUGUCGGAGAUGAUCACGAAGAACAUAUUGCCUAAUGAGGUUGCGGAUGACACAAUUAUUUUCUGUAAAGCUGAUUGGUUUGAAGUGUUAAUUGUGAAGAGAAUACUCAGAUGCUUUGAGAUUAUUUCUGGGUUGAGAAUCAAUUUUCAUAAGAGUACUGUAUGCAGUGUAGGCAUUCCUAAUGAUAUUGUGCAAACUUUUGCUUCAAAACUGAAUUGUACCUGCCAGAAGCUCCCUUUGAAGUAUCUUGGAUUGCCACUAGGAGCCAAUCUAUCAAGAAGAGCAACUUGGAAGCCUAUGGUGGAGAAAUUUAAGAAGAAACUAACAAGUUGCCAUCGAAGUGUGGAAAAAGAGAUUGAUAAGAUUCAAGCAGCUUUCCUGUGGGGAGACUCUAAGGUCAAGAAGAAAGUCUACCUAGUGAAAUGGAAGGAUUUAAUCGAGGAUAAAAAGCAAGGAGGGUUGGGGAUUAUAGAUUUAAGAAUUGUGAACAAUAGCUUGAUUGCUAAGUGGUGGUGGAGAUUUGGGAUGGAAGAUAACUCAUUAUGGAAACAACUCAUAUGCAGUAAGUAUAAGUCAGAGGGGGGUAGAUGGUUUCCUUUUCAUGUGGAGGCAAAUAAUAUUUCAAGAUUGUGGAGUGACAUUCUAGUUGUUAAUGAAUCUAACAGCAGCCUGCUCAACCAUUAUUUGCACAAUACUGAAAUCAAGAUUGGCAAUGGUUAA